GCGAUUCCCUUUAAGAUUAGAUCAACAGCCGCAGAGUGGCGAAGGCCUUGUUUACACUUUUAACCUUUGCUAUUUGGGUUCGGAAUCUAAGAGGAAGUGUGAGUAGGACGGGUUAAUCUUCCGGAUCAUGCCCCACGACCCCGAUCCUCCUCCGGCCAAGAAAUUUAAGCCGGGCUCCCCUUUCUUCCCUUCACACAAGAAGCCUGGGAUGCUGCUGCCGAAGAAGGGAAAUGCGCCGACUCCAAUAGACGUGCAAAGGAAACAGCUUCCUAUCUACCAGGCCAAGUCUCAGCUCAUCGACCAGCUUAGACAGCUGCACAGUGCCGUGUUAAUCGGAGAGACAGGCUCGGGUAAAACCACUCAAAUCCCUCAGUACCUCUACGAAGCUGGCAUCGGUCGGCAGGGCACCAUCGCCAUCACUCAGCCUCGACGUGUAGCCGCUAUCUCGCUGGCAGGGCGCGUGUCCGAGGAAAAGAGAACUCCGCUUGGGAAACUGGUGGGCUACACAGUACGAUUUGAGGAUGUGACAUCCCCAGACACCAAGCUGAAGUUCAUGACUGACGGCAUGCUGCUAAGAGAGGCGAUCGGAGAUCCACUACUUUUACGGUACACAGUGGUGAUUCUGGACGAAGCUCACGAGCGCACAGUGCAUACUGAUGUUCUCUUCGGCGUGGUCAAGAGCGCACAGCGCAAACGCAGAGAGCAGAAUAAGAUCCCUCUGAAGGUUGUUGUGAUGUCUGCCACCAUGGACGUAGACCUGUUCUCUCAGUAUUUUAAUAAGGCUCCCGUGUUGUACUUAGAAGGUCGACAGCAUCCGAUUCAGAUCUAUUACACGAAGCAGCCGCAGUCUGAUUACCUACACGCAGCGCUUGUCUCUAUCUUUCAGAUUCACCAGGAAGCUCCUCCAUCCCAUGAUGUCUUGGUGUUUAUGACGGGUCAGGAGGAGAUCGAAGCUCUGUCUCGUACGUGUCGGGACAUCGCCAAGCACCUGCCUGAAACCUGCGGACCCAUGGUCGUAAUCCCUCUGUACGCAUCGCUUCCUCCAGCCCAGCAGCUCAGGGUCUUCCAGUCUGCACCUAAGGGCUGCAGAAAAGUCAUCCUCUCAACCAACAUCGCAGAGACGUCUAUAACUAUUUCUGGGAUUAAAUACGUCAUUGACACGGGAAUGGUGAAGGCCAAGCGCUAUAACCCAGACAGUGGUCUGGAGGUGUUGGCUGUGCAGCGGGUGUCCAAAGCGCAGGCCUGGCAGCGGGCGGGCAGGGCAGGGAGAGAGGACUCUGGCUCCUGUUAUCGCCUCUACACUGAAAAUGAGUUCGACAACCUAGCAAACAUGACCGUACCUGAAAUCCAACGGUGUAACUUGGCUGGUGUAAUACUACAGCUGCUGGCUCUGGGUGUUCCUGAUGUGCUCAACUUUGACUUCAUGUCCAAGCCCUCACCUGAGUCGAUGCGGAUGGCGGUUGAGCAGCUGGAUCUCCUGGGAGCUGUGGAGAGAAAGGAUGAUCAGGUUUCCCUCACUCCUCUGGGCAAGAAGAUGGCCUGCUUUCCCCUGGAACCUCGAUUUGCUAAAACCAUCCUGAUCUCUCCGGACUUUUCCUGUACCGAGGAGAUUCUGACCAUUGUCUCUCUGCUCUCCGUGGACUCGGUGCUCUACAACCCACCUGCCCGGCGAGACGAGGUGAUUGCUGUGCGCAAAAAAUUCAUCUCCAGUGAAGGAGACCACAUGACCCUGCUGACCAUCUACAGGGCAUUCAAGAAAGUCAGUGGAAAUAAGGAGUGGUGUAGGGAGAACUUUGUAAACAGCAGAAACAUGGGUCUUGUUGCUGAAGUCCGAGCCCAGCUGAGGGACAUUUGCAUUAAGCUGGGACUGAAGCUCGAAUCCUCACUGUCUGAACUGGCUAACGUGCGGCGCUGCCUGGCACACGGCAUGUUCGCCAACGCCGCUGAACUGCAGCCAGACGGCACCUACGUGGCUCUGGACACCCACCAGCCUGUUGCCAUCCACCCGUCCUCCGUCCUGUUCCAGGCCAAACCGGCCUAUGUGGUUUUCAACGAACUCCUUCAUACGUCACGCUGCUACAUGAGGGACCUGUGCCUGGUGGAUGCCGACUGGCUACAGGAAGCGGCGCCAGAGUAUUUCCGGCGGAAACUCCACACGGCAAAGAGCUAGUACAGCCCGGGGCUUCUCGGGAAGUUUAACAGGCGAGUUGCAGGAAUAUCUAGACCAGUCUUGAAGAUGUUUCGCCACUCAAUCCGAGAGGCUUUACAUAUUCAUAUUUUUGUUCUGAUGAUGUAAUAAGUAAGAACAUUAAACAGGGUGUCGGGGGAGGAAAUUUUUGACAAUUCCUCUUAAUAAAGCCUCAGUGGAUUGGGGAAAUAUCAUCAAGAUAUCAGAAGUCCAACAAAGGAGCUUGAUAUGACUGUUUCCUCAUCUGAAACUUGAUCGAAUAAAGCACCGCUGAAUCUUUUGAAGACAAGUAAACGUGGACCGUUGAACCUUAAGAAAUGACUUUACUAAUAAAUGUGUUUUGUUGUAUUUUGUACCAAUGACACAUUUUGCACAUGCUCCGAAAGCUUUUGACGAAUUUACAUCCUCCGGUGGUUUGAUGCUGGAAGCUUUUUUUCUUUCUUUUUCCUACUUGCCUGUUUGAGCUUACCUUGUUAUGAAUGCUUGCAUGUUUCCUUUAACUACAAAGCACCCCGGUUCAUGAUGCACCACUUGAGUGGCCGUGCUGUUUCUGGAGCUCGUUUUUGCUUACAUGUGUUGAUGAAACAGCCUGAUCUCAGUAAAUGUGUGUAUGAACAAAGGCCCACAUGUUGACUGGAUGCUUGGCAUGUAACAGCUGCCUUAAUCCUAUGUCUCGUAUUAUCUACACCCCCCUGUUUCAGACUUUCUUUAUAUAUACAGUAUAUAUAUAUAUAUAUAUAAAUAUUUUCUGAAUCUAAUAUGUGGGCAUUUAUUAUUAAUGGUAACUGAAACUUCAGUGGAUGUUUCAUGCCGAUUAAUCGUCAAUGCAUAAUUGAUGUCGAUGUAGAAUUGAUAGAAAAUGCCCUUACAGUCAUAGAAAAUAAAUACAGUAUGUUAUUUUAGUUAACUGAUGGGUAUCUGAGAAAACCACUUUAUUUAUUUGUAAAGUGGCCAGAUGGGGGUGUAAAGCUCAGGCUUUUAGUGGAUACGACUAUGAUUGAUUUAUAAGGCAACAAUUUGGAAAUUGAUGAUGUCUUUAGCAAUUUAAUAUUCUCAGAUGCGUGCCCAACUUUGUUGAGAAUCUGGGGUUAGUUACUGUAU
Clarias gariepinus (North African catfish) is the source of this 3289-nucleotide messenger RNA. RefSeq names its product DEAH (Asp-Glu-Ala-His) box polypeptide 33 (gene dhx33). The transcript is spliced from 12 exons. Gene Ontology annotation, molecular function: RNA binding; ATP binding. Gene Ontology annotation, cellular component: intracellular anatomical structure; nucleolus. Gene Ontology annotation, biological process: positive regulation of transcription by RNA polymerase I. The record is from RefSeq and is a predicted model, not a curated record. NCBI's taxonomy places the organism in Eukaryota, Metazoa, Chordata, Actinopteri, Siluriformes, Clariidae. The coding region runs from base 128 to 2170 and encodes 680 amino acids.